AUGUCCAGAGACAGCAUGACGGCCGUGCGAGCAGCCCACGGGGCGAGCACCAGCACCGCGGCGGCGUCGCCCAAAGAGAACGGCGGCCACGCCGCGGCGAGCCCGGCUCCGCCCGUCGCCCGCUUCCAUCGCCCCUCUGCGGGAAACACGCCCGGCGAUGACACCCAGGCGUCGGCCACCAGCGAGUUGACGCAGACGUGGGUGCAGUUCGCCAAGACCUUUGUGCUCAUUUUCCCGAUUUACGCACUGGGCUACUUUGAGUUCAGCUUCAGUUGGAUGCUUAUUGGACUCGUGGUUUAUUUCUGGUGGAGGAGAAACGCUGGAGGAAAGCGAAGCCGCCUGAGCCGAGCUUUGGCUUUAUUGGAGCAGGAGGAGAGGAGCGUCGCGACAGGUCUGAGCACCUCCGACCUACCGCCGUGGGUCCACUUUCCGGACGUGGAGCGAGUAGAGUGGCUAAACAAGACAGUGAAGCAGAUGUGGCCUUACAUCUGCAAAUACGUGGAGAAGCUGUUCCGUGACACGGUGGAGCCAGCCGUUAAGGAGUCCAAUGCCCACCUCAGCACCUUUCGCUUCAGUAAGAUCGACAUUGGAGACAAACCUCUGAGGGUCAACGGUGUCAAAGUUUACUCUGAGAACGUGGAUCGACGACAGAUCGUCAUGGACCUACAAAUCAGCUUUGUAGGCAACACAGAGAUUGACGUGGACAUCAAACGUUACUACUGCAAAGCCGGAAUCAAAAGCAUUCAGAUUCACGGCGUGUUGCGUGUGCUGAUGGAGCCGUUGCUGGGCGACGUGCCUCUCGUCGGAGCGCUUUCCCUAUUCUUCCUCAAGAAGCCUCUUCUCGAUAUCAACUGGACGGGCCUCACUAACAUACUGGACAUUCCCGGACUCACCGGCCUUUCUGACAGUCUGAUUCAAGAUAUCAUCUCCUCCUAUUUGGUCUUGCCCAACCGAAUAACCAUCCCGCUGGUUGGAGACGUGGAACUGGCCCAGCUUCGCUUUCCUAUGCCGAAGGGAGUGCUUCGGAUUCACUUCUUAGAAGCCCAGGAUCUGGAAGGGAAGGAUAAAUUCCUAGGCGGGCUCAUCAAGGGAAAGUCGGACCCUUACGGCAUUCUGCAGAUCGGCAAUCAACUCUUCCAGAGCAAAACCAUCAAGGAGAGCCUUCAUCCCAAAUGGAACGAAGUUUAUGAGGCUUUGGUUUACGAGCACACUGGUCAGCACCUCGAGAUCGAGUUGUUCGACGAGGAUCCCGACAAAGAUGAUUUCUUGGGAAGCCUGAUGAUCGACAUGACCGAGCUGCACAAAGAACAAAAAGUGGAUGAAUGGUUCGACCUGGAAGAGGCUCCGACCGGGAAACUCCACUUAAAACUGGAGUGGCUAUCUCUGCUGUCCACGACAGAGAAGUUGGAGCAGGUGCUGCGAAGCGUCCGAGCUGACAGGAGCCUGGCCAAUGACGGCCUGUCGUCGGCGCUCCUGGUCGUCUAUUUGGAUUCGGCGAAGAACCUGCCAAGCAUCUUCAGUGGCAGCUUAGGCUGCGGCAAUUUAAGCGAGAGACGAGCGUCUGGCCUGGUGUUUUGUGAGAGCAACAGCUCAGAUUAUCGCACCAUCGGCUCAGCAAAGAAGAGCAGCAGUGAGCCGAGUCCGUUUGUCCAAUUAACCAUCGGGCACAAGACUCAAGAGAGCAAGAUCCGCUACAAGACCAAGGAACCCUUGUGGGAAGAUUCCUUCUCAUUCCUGGUUCACAAUCCAAGGAGGCAGGAACUGGAGGUGGAGGUGAAAGACGACAAGACCAAGUGCACCUUGGGUAAUCUAACCGUGCCUCUGAGUGGCCUCUUGGACGAAGAGGACAUGACGCUGACGCAAUGCUUCCCGCUCAGAAACUCUGGUCCCAGCUCCAGCAUCAGAUUUAAAAUGGCCUUGCGGAUCCUAUCACUGGAAAAGCAAGGCUCCUCAGACCAGCCUUCCUCAGUCCGCGUCCGCAAGUCUAGUCUACCCCACCCGUCCGCCUCAACGAGAGCGUCCACCUCAGACUCGCCGCCCCCUCAUCCCCCCACCCCGCCACCACCUCCGCCCCAGCCCACGCACGCUUCUUCCCUCACGCUGCAUCACCGGGACGGUGAGCCAUACGCCGCAAGCCCUCUGCGCAGCGUCUCCAGCCUGUGCGUCGCCAUGUCGGCCUCCCAGAAGCACCUGGCUCACAAUGAGUCCACGCCCAGCUUGGCUUCAGACAUCUCGCUGCCCUUCGCCACCCUGGAGCUUCAGCAGAGGCUACGCCAGCUGCACAACGGCUCCACCCCCACUCAGUUUCCCUUGGGUGAGGUCCACCUGACAGUUCGGCAUAGCACCCAACGGAACAAGCUCAUCGUGGUGGUGCACGCCUGCCGAAAUUUGAUAGCUUUCUCCAAAGACACCUCGGACCCCUUCGUCCGUCUUUAUCUGCUGCCCGACAAAAGCCGCACUAGCCGGAGGAAGACGGGCACCGCGAAAAAGACCCUCAACCCUGUUUACGAUCAGACGUUUGAGUUUAGCGUCUCAACAGUGGAGCUCCAUAGAAGAACUCUGGAUGUCGCAGUAAAGAAUGGAGGGAACAUUUUGUCCAAACACAAAGGCCUUCUGGGAAAAGUGCUGGUUGAUUUAAGUGGAGAAGAUAUAGCAAAAGGAUGGACACAAUGGUAUGAGCUGAGCGAAGAUGGUUUUUCGUCGCCGAGGAGCAUCCAAGACUCAUUUACAUAG
Nerophis lumbriciformis (worm pipefish) is the source of this 2733-nucleotide messenger RNA. The record is from RefSeq and is a predicted model, not a curated record. NCBI's taxonomy places the organism in Eukaryota, Metazoa, Chordata, Actinopteri, Syngnathiformes, Syngnathidae.